CCCGACUCCCCACGCAGUAGGAUCGCUGUGUAUGGAGGAUAUCAUUUCCCAUGAGCAAGAACUCACUUUUACUCGUCGGACCAUCACCGCGCCCGACUUGGCCGAGUGGCCAGACGCCGCCGUAGACGCCGCUGGUCGCUUGGAGGAUGGGAGCGUCUUCACCGACUCCUCGAAGGCAGAGACCCGGUCUCUCAAAUCGAAGCAGAUCGUCUUCGCCGAUUCACGAGAUCCAUACCGUCACUGUUUACGCUUCGCUUUGUCGGCCGAUGGCAAGCUUCUGGCGGCGUCGUUCGGACGUAGCGACGUCCUCGUAUGGCGACUGUCCGACGGUCUCCUGGUUCAACUUCUACAUUGCCAGGACCAUCUAUACCAGGUCCUUGGCCUCUCCUUUUCCCCCGUCGACUCCAAUCUUGCCUCAGGGUCCAGAGACGGGACCGCAACUGUGUGGGAUACUCGACAUGGCCGCAUACUUCUACAUCUGGAAGGCAACGGUGGGCCAGUGAGCAGCAUUGCAUAUGCUCCCAACGGCGCGGUCAUCGCCACCGGUUCUCAUAAAGAUAAAUCCGUCAAGAUUUGGGACGCCUCGAGUGGAGCAUGCUUGCAUUCAUUCAGCGCUAAUGAAGUCGUAUACAAACUCGCCUUCUCCCCCGGGGACAACUCGUGCCUCUACGCCGAACUUGAGACGUCCUCCAUCAUCUAUGACAUCCAUACCUGUACGCACACUGCUACGUUACAGCUUGGUGCCGGGAAGAUGCUCUACUCGUCGAUGUCUCACCAAGGCGAUCGCGUAGUCGCCAGCCCAUAUUCGGAUUUCCCAGGACAAGUCAAAAUAUGGAGCGCGGUGACCGGCGAGGAGCUUCUCACGAUUGAGCACCCGAAGAAGCUCGCACGUCCUGUGGCAUUCUCCCCAGACGGCGCCGAGAUGGUGGCGGCUUGCGACGCGGAUGUGGCAGCCGUCGUGUAUGACUCGAGGACAGGCCAACUACGCCAUGUCUUCAAGCUGGGAAAGCCGGCGUAUCAUGCGACGUACUCCCCAGAUGGAGGCUAUGUCGCCUUUGGUUCCCUGGACGGAGAUCUGGAGCUGUACGAUGCGAAGUCUGGGACAUUCCUCGCAAAGUUCGACAGGCACGAAGGGAGUCACGAGCUCCGGGAGUUGCGGUUUCUAUCUGACAGCCAGACCCUUCUAGCACAGUCUCAACAGGGACCUUUACUUCUGUAUAACAUUCGAGAUGUAUUGCGAAUGCGAUAGCGUAGUAUUGGUGUAACAAUGCCUGCCCGGCUCAGCAUGCUAGUACAGCAGUGCAGACAACAAGGAAUGUGCGCCGAAUAUGAUGUGAUGUGAGC
This is a messenger RNA of Phanerochaete carnosa HHB-10118-sp, 1344 nucleotides long. RefSeq lists its product as uncharacterized. The transcript has a single exon. Lineage: Eukaryota; Fungi; Basidiomycota; Agaricomycetes; Polyporales; Phanerochaetaceae. The record is from RefSeq and is a predicted model, not a curated record. The annotation marks the transcript as partial. Gene Ontology annotation, molecular function: protein binding.